AUGGUCGUGGAUGCGAUACACAGCAGCCCGACUAGAGAUCCCGCAGCAAUUGCACGGAACAGAGCCUCGUUCCUCAAGAAGUGGACUACCAGACCAGCCCAAUUGACCAAAGAUGAAGAAGAGCUGCAUUCCAGUCUACCCAAGCACAGGAGGCUCAUCUUGAGAGGGAAAAGAAUCCUCGUCCUCAAGGAGAUGCUGGCAGAGUUGCAAUACCCUGACCUGUCUGUUGCUGACGACAUUCUCAAUGGCUUCGAUUUAGUUGGCACAGCUGGAGCAGAGGGAGUUCUCCCUGCGGAUUUCCAACCGGCUACAUUGACGGUGCAAGAUCUGGAAGAACAAGCCAACAAAAGCAACAAAGCCAUCAUGAACUCAUGCAAGUCAAGUGGUUCGCCUCUUGUUGAUGCGGAGCUGUGGCAGAAGACUCUUGAGGAGGAGGACAAGGGGUGGCUGCAAAGCCUUGAGCGUGUGCCCUUGGACGGCGGGAGAGUCUCGAGACGAUUUGCGGUCGUGCAAUCCGAGAAGGUGAGGCCUAUAGACAACUACAGUGAGUCCCAGAUCAACAGUGCUGUCACCAUCACCAACAAGUGCACAGUGGAUGGAGUUGACACCAAACCAGCCAAGACCUGUGAAUUCAUGAAGGCCCUCAGAUCCAGGUCCAAGUGCUCCACCCUGGUUGGGAGAAGCUUUGAUUUGAAGAGCGCAUAUAGACAGCUGGCAGUGUCAGACAGUGAUUUGAAAUGGGCGAGGCUGGCAGUGUAUUGCCCCGAGGAGAAAGCGACCAAGUGUUUCCAGCAAUACAGCCUGCCGUUCGGGGCGAAGAGCAGCGUGGUUGCCUUGCUUAGAUGUGCUCGCAUGUUGCAGUGGAUAUGCCUGAAACUAGACUUGGUGACUUCGUGCUACUUCGACGAUUUUAUCUGUCUAUCCACCCCAGCCUUGAGCAGAAGCAGUGAGCUGACGUUUGAAACUCUGCUUGACUUGUUGGGUUGGAAGUUCGACGAGACAGGAGAGAAGUCAUCGGCGAUGGGAGCUAGCAUCUCAGCUCUUGGAGUCAUUGUGGACCUUGAGAAGUCGUCUGAAGGCGUACUCACCAGCCACAGUGCUGCAUCCCUGAAAGGGAGAUUAGGCUUUGCCGAGGGACAGUUGUUCGGGAGAGCGACGAGGAGGCUCAUCAACGAACUUGGGCAGCAUGCGCUCCGCCCCCCGAAGAACAACAAGCUCUCAGAAUCAACGAAGCGAGCUUUAGAGAUGGUGGCGGAUCAAGUGCUCACUUCUGCCCCACGAAUAGCUGACUCAGACACAGGCGAGGUGUACUACAUCUUCACCGACGCAAGCUUCGAGAGUGAAACCAAGAGCGGAGGAAUUGGAGGUGUGCUGAUCAACGGCAACGCUACUGUUGAGCAGUGGUUCGGAGAUUUAGUCACCAAAGAUUUCUGCAAAUCGUUCAUGGCCGAGGAGCAGAAGCAAGCAAUCGGUGAGUUGGAGUCCUUUGCAGUGUUAGUUGCGCUGCACCUUUGGGGCAAAAUUUUGGCUCGCAAACACGUUGUGAUCUUCCUCGACAAUGAAGGAUGCAGGUACCUUAUCCUCAAGGGAUACGCCUCCAACAAGAACCUCCAAAGCAUUGUGCACAACAUAGCGAAGCAGGAGGACUUUCUGACCUUUGCAGAUCAUCUGAUUCGACAAGCGACCGACACCCUGAAGAACUGGGUGCAGUGGCGUUGGUAG
This is a messenger RNA of Durusdinium trenchii, 1722 nucleotides long. The record is from the annotation of a GenBank genome assembly. Lineage: Eukaryota; Dinophyceae; Suessiales; Symbiodiniaceae.